Molecule: messenger RNA, 2888 nt
Organism: Oncorhynchus masou masou (cherry salmon)
Lineage: Eukaryota; Metazoa; Chordata; Actinopteri; Salmoniformes; Salmonidae
Product: cysteine protease ATG4B-like
Exons: 14
Coding region: 347-1426 (359 amino acids)
Molecular function (GO): protein-phosphatidylethanolamide deconjugating activity
Source: RefSeq, a predicted model, not a curated record
CUUGGCUUUGGAGAGUUGGAAGAUUUUCCAGAGACCUCCGAGCCAGUGUGGAUCUUGGGGAAAGAAUUCAACGCACUCGCAGUUUCCUGUGUGUAUCAAGAAUGGUCCACCACCCAAAGGACAUCCAGCCAACUUGACACAACAAUGGGAAGCAUUGGAGUCAACAUGGGCCCAGCAUCCCUGUGGAACACUUUGGACAACUUGUAGAUGCCACGGUGAAUUGAGGCUGUUUUGAGAAAAGGAUGACAUUCUUUCAGAUGUCACUUCACGGUUAUGGUUCACCUACAGAAAAAACUUCCCACCCAUUGGAGGGACAGGGCCCACGUCCGACACAGGCUGGGGCUGCAUGCUGCGAUGUGGGCAGAUGAUCCUAGGCGAGGCCCUGGUCUGCAGGCAUCUAGGCCGAGACUGGAGAUGGGUGAGAGGCCAGCCUCAGAGAGGACAGUACAUCAGUAUCCUCAACGCCUUCCUUGACAAGAAAGACAGCUACUAUUCUUUACAUCAAAUUGCCCAGAUGGGAGUCGGGGAGGGGAAGUCUGUAGGCCAGUGGUACGGACCGAACACAGUGGCACAGGUACUGAAGAAACUAACCGUGUUUGACUCGUGGAGUCGUCUGGCGGUACAUGUUGCUAUGGACAACACCGUGGUGAUGGAGGAGAUCAAGCGGUUGUGUAUGCCCUGGCUGGACUAUGGUGGAGCAGCGUGUGCAGAGCCCCCGGGGUGGAUGCCGAAGCAUAACGGCUGCCUGGAGGGGGCCUGUGCCCUGGCUGAGGAGGAGACGGCUCUCUGGAAGCCCCUGGUCCUCCUCAUCCCUCUCAGGCUGGGCCUGAGCGACAUCAACAAGGCCUACAUCGAGACCCUGAAGCAAUGCUUCCAGCUGCCCCAGUCCCUGGGUGUCAUCGGAGGGAAACCCAACAGUGCCCAUUACUUCAUAGGCUAUGUUGGAGAGGAGUUGAUCUACCUGGACCCCCACACCACCCAGCCUGCAGUAGAGCCCUGUGAGGACGGCCAGGUCCCCGACGACACUUACCACUGUCAGCAUCCGCCGUGCCGCAUGCACAUCUGUGAAAUAGACCCCUCCGUCACAGUGGGUUUCUUCUGCAGAACGGAGGACGACUUCGAUGACUGGUGUAUGUGUAUUCGAAAGUUGUCCCACACUAGAGGAAGCCUGCCUAUGUUUGAGCUGGUAGACUGUCAACCAUCUCACUUCGCCUGCUCUGUAGACGUGCUCAACCUCACUCCGGGUGAGAUUCAGGCUGGGAUUCAGUCAGAGGUGCGUUGUGGACAAGCGCAUUGCACUACCGACAAAGCGCCUUUUAAAGGCAAUUUCCCUGAUGUUCGCGGAGAUCGCGUUCACGAUUUCUCAGACCGGUCGGAGCGGAUCUUUGAUUCGGAGGAUGAAGAGUUUGAGAUCCUGUCCCUGUGAUGAACAGGUGGAAUACAGAUACUAUCUGUCCUGGCAGAAACGACGAUUCUUCUCUGUAUCAGAAGGGAAGCCAUAGGGCACAGGAGAUGACUGGUGACAUCACUAGCCCAGUCUGGCACCAGUGGUGUAGUGAUGUGUCAAACAGUUGUCUUCUGGUCAGUCACCUGGUGCUCUCCGUGUCCAAUGAGGAGACUCCUUGCUGCGAGGUGGUACCAGGUAGUGCUCUCCGUGUCCAAUGAGGAGACUCCUUACUGCGAGGUGGUACCAGGUAGUGCUCUCCGUGUCCAAUGAAGAGACUCCUUGCUGCGAGGUGGAACCAGGUAGUGCUCUCCGUGUCCAAUGAGGAGACUCCUUGCUGCGAGGUGGUACCAGGGAGCGCUCUCCGUGUCCAAUGAGGAGACUCCUUGCUGCGAGGUGUCCAAUGAGGAGACUCCUUGCUGCGAGGUGGUACCAGGUAGUACCUCUCCGUGUCCAAUGAGGAGACUCCUUGCUGCGAGGUGUCCAAUGAGGAGACUCCUUGCUGCGAGGUGGUACCAGGUAGUGCCUCUCUGUGUCCAAUGAGGAGACUCCUUGCUGCGAGGUGUCCAAUGAGGAGACUCCUUGCUGCGAGGUGUCCAAUGAGGAGACUCCUUGCUGCGAGGUGUCCAAUGAGGAGACUCCUUGCUGCGAGGUGUCCAAUGAGGAGACUCCUUGCUGUGAGGUGGUACCAGGGAGCGGGAGCUCUCAGGAAACAUUCAGUGCUACGUGCAUCUUCACAUUGGUUCUCCAUUUUAAGUCUUAAUUCAGUUUCAGUGCAUCUUCACAUUGGUUCUCCAUUUUAAGUCUUAAUUCAGUUUCAGUGCAUCUUCACAUUGGUUCUCCAUUUUAAGUCUUAAUUCAGUUUCAGUGCAUCUUCACAUUGGUUCUCCAUUUUAAGUCUUAAUUCAGUUUCAGUGCAUCUUCACAUUGGUUCUCCAUUUUAAGUCUUAAUUCAUUUUCAGUGCAUCUUCACAUUGGUUCUCCAUUUUAAGUCUGAACACAUUAUAUAUGUCCUUUAAGUCAGGGGUGUCAAACUCAUUCCGUGGAGGGUGUCGGGUUUUCCCCCCCAUAUUGAAUUAAGACCUAGACAAAUAGGUGAUGGGAGUUCCUUACUAAAUUAGUGACCUUUUAAUUCAUCAAUCAAUUACAAGGGUGAUGUGGAAAAAGAAAGACAGACACUUGGCCGUCUGUGGAAUGAGUUUAACACGUGUUGCUUUAAGUGAUAUGGUGCCUUUCUCCCCCCCCCACCCCCUAAACUGAUUUACCAUAACACACAACGGUGUCUUUAGGAACUUGGUUUACUCUGUCCACUUGUAUUGACUGAUGUAAAUUGUAAAUCAAAAUGUGGUUGAGUGAAAGUUUGCAGACAAAGUAGAUAGCUUGUAUUAUAAUUUGUUUAUUGAGAGAGUACCAUUUUAUAUUAAAAAAAAAACUCUGUACUGAA